AUGGACGAAAUUUGGAGAAUUAUCUUUCUAGCAAGCACCACAACACUGCUCCUACUAGCCCUAUAUCCCCUCUAUAACAUCUUCCUGCAUCCCCUACGAAAAUAUCCCGGCCCAACCCUCUGGGCUGCCACUCGACUCCCAUGGUGUUGGCACCAAUUCCACGGCCAACUUCAUCAUGAAAUACUGCAUCUUCAUGAGAAAUACGGAAAGAUCGUGCGCGUGGCCCCGAACGAGCUCUCGUUUACAUCUGGCUCUGCAUGGAAAGCUAUCUACGGGCCACGCCCGGACGAAAUGUCAAAAGACCCGGUGUUUUCUCUCCUCACACCUACCGGCGUGCAAAACAUUUUAACUGCUGAUCGAGCAACGCAUACAAGACAGAGACGGCUCCUUUCCCAUGCCUUUUCGGAAAACGCCUUGCGAGAGCAGCAUGAUAUUAUCGAGGGAUAUGUGGAUCAAUUGAUGGAGCAGCUUUCGCUGCGGUCUUCUCGGCCGGUCAACAUCGUCGCAUGGCUUACAUACACCGUAUACGACAUACUCCGUGAUCUCUCGUUUGGUGAACACUUCACCUGUCUUGAUAAUGGAAAGGCAGAUCUAUUCGUCAGUUCGAUACCCGCCAUCUCAAAGGAGCUGACCUUUAUCCAAAUAUUCAGAUUCUAUGGUGUCGAUAAAAUCCGACGACUGUUCAUGCCGAAGUCAAUAUCCGGGGCUAGAGCGCAAAACAUGGCCCGGGUGGUGGAAACAGUCACGCGAAGGACAGAACGGAAUACAGACCGGAAGGACUUUCUGCAUUAUAUCCUUGCAGCCAUGGAGACAGACAAAGGCAUGUCGAGGGAGGAAAUGGAGGUCAAUGCAUUCUCAUUCAGCAUUGCCGGGUCGGAGUCAUCUUCUACAACACUCAGCGCAUUCACGUUCUAUAUCUGUACUCAUCCUGAUGUGUACAACACGUUAGUCACUGAGAUAAGGGAGACGUUCGCAUCGGAAAAAGAGAUCGUCCUGUCAGCGGUGGCUAAUCUCCCUUAUUUAAAUGCCGUCCAGAAUGAGGUCCUCAGGAUCCAUCCCCCUGUUGCUAUCACCCUUCCAAGGGUGACUCCUGCUGCGGGUGCCAUUAUUGAUAACUGCUUCGUACCGGGCGGUACCACAGUGGGGGUUAAUCAUUUCGCGGCGUACCAUGAUUCGAGAAACUUCCAUUGUCCGAACGACUUUCUUCCUGAGAGAUGGACUGGAAGUGAUCCUGUGUUCGAGAAAGAUGAGAAGGAGAGCUUUCAGCCAUUUUCCUUCGGACCUCGAAACUGCUUGGGACGGAAUUUGGCUUGGGCAGAGCUGCGGCUGAUUACGGCGAGAUUACUGUAUCGGUUUGAUUUGAAUAUGAUCGGAUGUGAAAAGUGGGAUGACCAGAAGAUCUGGGGCUUUUGGGUCAAGGAACCUCUAUGGGUGGAGUUGCACAACAGGGAUGGAUGUAUUUAA
Molecule: messenger RNA, 1464 nt
Organism: Aspergillus tanneri
Lineage: Eukaryota; Fungi; Ascomycota; Eurotiomycetes; Eurotiales; Aspergillaceae
Product: cytochrome P450
Exons: 4
Coding region: 1-1464 (487 amino acids)
Molecular function (GO): oxidoreductase activity, acting on paired donors, with incorporation or reduction of molecular oxygen; monooxygenase activity; iron ion binding
Source: RefSeq, a predicted model, not a curated record